Mytilus californianus (California mussel) is the source of this 3648-nucleotide messenger RNA. RefSeq names its product mucin-2-like. The transcript is spliced from 4 exons. Bases 1 to 3648 code for a protein of 1215 amino acids. The record is from RefSeq and is a predicted model, not a curated record. Lineage: Eukaryota; Metazoa; Mollusca; Bivalvia; Mytilida; Mytilidae.
AUGACUAAUGAUAAAUGUGUAUCGCAUUGCUGUUCAUUUCUGGAUAACGCUACUUAUAUUGGAACUGAGGCUUGGAACGUGUGCUUUUGUAGUAACGUAUUGAGCAUAGAUAAUUUUGUAACAAGAGACCCAGCUUCAGGAAUAGACUGUGAUAUGCCAUGUUCUGGAAAUCAAAAUGAAAUGUGUGGAGGUUCUUGGAGUUUGAGUGUAUAUAGGAUAGAAUGUUCAACUGAUACAACGGUAAAAACUAUUACACAAACCACAAGCGGUAUAUCUACAUUGACAUCAAAAGUGACACCUGAAUCUACUAAAGUAGACAAUUCCCGAUCAACUGACACACAGUUUACCAUCAAUACACCAACCACAAGCGACGUACCAACAAACGAGCUGACGACUGAAGCACCUAUAGAAGCUAACUCACCUUCAACUGAUACAACGGUGACAACAAAUACACCAACCACAAGCGGCACAUCUACAAUGACAUCAAAAGUUACAACUGAAUCAACUGAAGAAAAUAUUUCUCCAUCAACGGAAACGACAACUAAUGCACCAACCACAAGCGAUAGUUCUACAUCAACAAAAGAACUGACAACUGUAGAAACUAUAGCAGCUAACUCGCCAUCAACUGCCACGCAGGUGAUAACUAAUACACCAACCACAAGCGAUAUAUCAACAUCAACAACACAACUGACAACUGAAGCAACUAUGACAGCUACCUCACCAUCGACUGACACAACGGUGACAACCAAUAGACAAACCACAAGCGACAUAUCAACAUCAACAACAGAACUGAAAACUGAAGCAACUAUGGCAGGAACCUCACCAUCAACUGACACAACGGUGACAACCAAUAGACAAACCCCAAGCGACAUAUCAACAUCAACAACACAACUGACAACUGAAGCAACUAUGGCAGUUACCUCACCAUCAACUGACACAACGGUGAUAACCAAUAAACAAACCACAAGCGACAUAAUAACAUCAACAACAGAACUGACAACUGAAGCAACUACGGCAGCUACCUCACCAUCAACUGAUACAACGGUGACAACUAAUACACCCACAACAACCGACGUACCAACAAAAGAGCUGACGACUGAAGCAACUAUAGAAGCUAACUCACCUUCUACUGAUACAACGGUGACAAUUAAUACACCAACCACAAGCGGCAGAUCAACAAUGACAUCAAAAGUGACAACUGAAUCAACUGAAGCAAAUAAUUCUGCAUCAACAGAAACGACAACUAAUACACCAACCACAAGCGACAGUUCAACUUCAACAAAAGAACUGACAACUGUAGAAACUAUGGCAGCUAACUCGCCAUCAACUGCCACGCAGGUGAUAACUAAUACACCAACCACAAGCGACAUAUCAACAUCAACAACACAACUGACAACUGAAGCAACUAUGGCAGCUACCUCACCAUCAACUGACACAACGGUGACAACCAAUAGACAAACCACAAGCGACAUAUCAACAUCAACAACAGAACUGACAACUGAAGCAACUAUGUCAGCUACCCCACCAUCAACUGACACAACGGUGACAACCAAAAGACAAACCACAAGCGACAUAUUAACAUCAACAACACAACUGACAGCUGAAGCAACUAUGGCAGCUACAUCACCAUCAAAUGAUACAACGGUGACAGCUGAUACACCUACAACAAGCGACGUACCAACAAAAGAGCUGACGACUGAAGCAACUAUAGAAGCUAACUCACCUUCUACUGAUACAACGGUGACAACUAAUACACCAACCACAAGCGGCACAUCAACAAUGACAUCAAAAGUGACAACUGAAUCAACUGAAGCAAAUUAUUCUCCGUCAACGGAAACGACAACUAAUACACCAUCCACAAGCGACAGUUCAACAUCAACAAAAGAAUUGCCAACUGUUAAACCUAUAGCAGCUAUCUCGCCAUCAACUGCCACGCAGGUGAUAACUAAUACACCAACCACAAGUGUCAUAUCAACAUCAACAACACAACUGACAACUGAAGCAACUAUAAAAGCUAAAUCACCUUCUACUGAUACAACGGUGACAACUAAUACACCAACCACAAGCGGCACAUCUACAAUGACAUCAAAAGUGACAACUGAAUCAACUGAAGCAAAUAAUUCUCCAUCAACGGAAACGAAAACUAAUACACCAACCACAAGCGACAGUUCAACAUCAACAAAAGAACUGACAGCUGUAGAAACUAUAGCAGCUAAUUCGCCAUCAACUGCCACGCAGGUGAUAACUAAUAAACCAACCACAAGCGACAUAUCAACAUCAACAACACAACUGACAACUGAAGCAACUAUGGCAGCUACCUCACCAUCAACUGACACAACGGUGACAACCAAUAGACAAACCACAAGCGACAUAUCAACAUCAACAACAGAACUGACAACUGAAGCAACUAUGGCAGUUACCUCACCUUCAACUGACACAACGGUGACAACCAAUAGACAAACCACAAGCGACAUAUCAACAUCAACAACACAACUGACAACUGAAGCAACUUUGGCAGCUACAUCACCAUCAACAGAUACAACGGUGACAGCUAAUACACCCACAACAAGUGACAUAUCAACAUUACCAACUGAACUGACAACUAAAACAACUAUGACAGCUAACUUACUAUCAACCGGCACAAAGGUGAAAACUAAUACACCAACCACAAACGGCAUAUCAACAUCAAGAACCGAACUGACAAAUGAAGCAACUAUGGCAGCUAACUUACAACCAACUGACACAGCAUUGACAACCAAUACACCAGCCACAAACGACAUAUCUCCAACGACCUUAAAAAAGACACCUAAAUCAACUGAAGGAGCAUUUUCAACUUUAACUGACACAACGGUGACAACUAUUACACCAACCACAAGCAGUAUAUCUACAUUGACAUCAAAAGUGACAACUGAAUCAACUAAAGCAUAUAAUUCCCCAUCAACGGAAACGACAACUAAUAAACCAAUUACAAGCGACAGUUCAAAAUCAACAAAAGAACUAACAACUGAAGAAACAAUAACAGCUAACUCACCAUCAACUGCCACACAGGUAUUAAAUAAUGCACCAACCACAAGCGACAUAUCAACAUCAACAACAGAACUGACAACUAAAGAAACUAUGGCAGCUACCUCACUAUCAACUGACAUAACGGUGACAACCAAUAGACCAACCAAAAGUGACGUAUCAACAUCAACAACAGAACUGACAACUGAAGCAACUAUGGCAGGUUCCUCACCAUCAACUGAUACAAAACUGACAACUAAAACAACUAUGGUAGCUAACUUAUCAUCAACCGGCACAACGGUGAAAACUAAUACACAAACCACAAAUGAUAUAUCAACAUGUUCAACAGAACUGACAACAGAAGCAACUAUGGCAGCUAUCUCACCAUCAACUGACUCAACGUUGAGAACCAAUACUCCAACCACAAACGACAUAUCUACAAUAACCUUAAAAACGACAACUGAAUCAACUGUAGGAGCAUUUUCAACUUUAACUGACACAACGGUGACAAAUAAAACACCAACAACAAGCAAGAUAUAUACAAUAACGUCAGACGUGACAACUGUUUCAACUGUAGCCACUAACUCACCAUCAGCUACAUACAUACAAGAAUUUACCGAUAAUGCAACAUUUGGAAAAACAUAG